AUGAAUAAUUCACAAGUUGUAAAAAAAGGGUAUAUUGCUGUUAAAGAGGAAGGCUUAAGGGCUUUUCUAUGGUCAAAGAGAUGGUUAUUGUUAAGAGAACAAACUUUAACAUUUCAUCGGAACGAGAAUACAUAUCAAGCAGUUGCGUUAAUUUUUCUUAAAGAAAUUAAAAAUCUUCAAAGAACAGAAUUAAAACCAUAUUGUUUUGAAGUUCAAACAAAAGAUAAAAAUUAUUAUCUUUCUUGUAAAAAUGACGAAGAAUUAUAUUCUUGGAUGGACGAAAUUUAUAGUCGAUCUCCAUUAAGUGGUGUUUCAACUCCGACAAAUUUUGUUCAUAAUGUACAUGUAGGAUUUGAUCCAGUGAGUGGAAUGUUUACGGGAAUGCCUGAUCAAUGGUCAAAGCUAUUAACAGCUUCAGCUAUAACAAAAGAAGAUUAUGAGAAAAAUCCACAGGCUGUUUUAGAUGUGUUAGAAUUUUAUACAGAAAAUCAAAAGAGAGAAAAUGAAGGAUAUGAUGAUCUUGAUGCAAUUGGUCCAAUACCAAGAUAUCCAAAUAAUGUAACUCAAAAGAAACCACCACCAGAAAAAAGGAUUAGUACAAUGACAGAAGCACAAAUUAUGGAAAAACUAAGAUCUGUGGUAACACAGGGAGAUCCAACAUCAAUAUAUAGUAAAAUCAAGAAAGUUGUAGCUAUAAAACAAAUGGAUCUUUCACAUCAACCACGAAAAGAAUUGAUUGUUAAUGAAAUUCUUGUAAUGAAGGAAUCUCGACAUCCAAAUAUUGUAAAUUAUCUUGAUUCAUAUUUAGUAAAAAGUAAUGAACUUUGGGUUAUAAUGGAAUACAUGGAAGGUGGUCCUUUAACAGACACUUGUAAAGGACUUCAGCAUCUUCAUGAACGGAGUAUCAUUCAUCGUGAUAUUAAAAGUGAUAAUGUUUUAUUAGACGCUUAUGGUCAUGUAAAAAUAACCGAUUUUGGAUUUUGUGCCAAAUUAACCGAACAAAAAAAUAAAAGAGCAACAAUGGUCGAAAAUGAACCACCAUACCUAGAUGAAGAACCAUUGAAAGCCCUAUAUUUAAUUGCAACAAAUGGAACUCCAACUUUAAAGAAACCUGAUAAAUUAUCUAUGGAACUUAAAAGGUUUCUGGCCGUAUGUUUAUGUGUAGAUGUUGGAAAACGUUCAACAGCUUUGGAGCUUUUAGAUCAUGAAUUUCUCAAGAAAUCUUGUCCAUUGUCAGAUCUUGCACCUUUACUUAAAUUCAAGACAUCUAAAUAA
This is a messenger RNA of Entrophospora sp. SA101, 1275 nucleotides long. NCBI's taxonomy places the organism in Eukaryota, Fungi, Glomeromycota, Glomeromycetes, Entrophosporales, Entrophosporaceae. The record is from the annotation of a GenBank genome assembly.